Chara braunii is the source of this 8962-nucleotide messenger RNA. The record is from the annotation of a GenBank genome assembly. Lineage: Eukaryota; Viridiplantae; Streptophyta; Charophyceae; Charales; Characeae.
UCUAAGUGGUGAGGAGUGGAACCGUCGCCCGGUUGUGCACCUGACACCAUGGUUGACACACGUGGUGGGAAGAGUACUACCCCUUACACCCAGGCUUAGGAGGAGCAAUCCGCCGCCAUCCUGAGAGAGAGAAGGGAGAAAAAGGAGAAGAAGGAGCUCCUCAAGCAAGCGAAGAUGAAGGCGAUAGCUGAAGAGCAAGCGACGAAGAAGAAAAAGUUGGAGGAGACGUUAAGAUUACAGCAGGAGGAAGAGAAAAAAAGAUCUGCCGAAGAAGCAGCAGCAGCAGAGGAGGAGGAAGUAGACGACGAACCCCUCGAAAGGAGGCGUGGGGGAAAAAGAGGAGAAACAAGUGGCAUGCAGGCAGAGGAUAAGUGGACGGAAAAGAAGAUCGGUGAGUGGGUGGCUAACUUAUCGCUGGGAGAAGAUGAGGCAAUGUUGUACGUGCCUCAGGAGGAGAAAGAAGCAUUCGCCAAGGAGCUGGAAGCUAAGGAGGACCCCCUGGAACGCCAGACGAUGGAAGACGAGAAGAGAUUGGAGUGGAAGUUGCGUCUGGCAAGGGAAAAGAAGAGGAGGAAGGAGGAGGCCAACCGGAUGGCCAAAGAAGUGGAGAAGAUUCAAACAUCGAUGGAUGAAGUCAUUGAGCAGUAUGACUUCGAGCCCCAAUACCUCAAAGGUGAGUACAACAGAGUUGCUGAUGCGUUGUCGCCUAGGCCAGAAUUCUCCGGUGCGUUGAUCACUGAGUUUGGGCUUGCGGACGAUGUCACUCGCUCUUUGGUGGAAGCCUAUCGCGAGGACCAUUUCAUGUCUGAAAUCAUACGCAGACUCGAGGCGAAGGACAAGGGGACUUUUGUCGAGUUUGAGUUGGUCAACGGCUUGUUGUUCCUUGAGAAGGCCAGGAAUAAACAGUUGUGUGUUCCUAAUAGAGAGUCUUUGCAUAGUUUAGUUUUAGGCGAGAGUCGCGAUGCCACUGGACAUUUUGGUUUCAAGAAGACUGCAGCCAAUCUGUUGCAGCGUUUUUGGUGGCCCUCGAUGAUGAGAGAUGCCAAACUGUAUGUUGAGACUUGUCAAGUUUGUCAACGUGACAAGCCUCGGAUACAGGCUCCUCUUGGGCUGCUCAAGCCCCUUCCCGAAAGGCAUGGUGAAAGCCUGUCCAUGGACUUCAUGGAUACGCUGGUCACCAACAAGAGUGGCAUGAGGUACAUAUACGUCAUCGUGGACAAAUUUAGUAAGUAUGCUAGACUAGUGGCCAUGUCGAAAACAGCACAGACCGAGUACGUAAUGAAGCUACUUAAGGAAAACUGGGUCAGAGACUUUGGCUUGCCGAAGUCUAUAAUCAGCGACAAGGACGUCCGAUUCACCAGUGAACUGUGGAAGGCCGCAACUGCCGAACAAGGAACGCAACUGCAAACGAUAUCUGGAAAUCAUCCAGAGGCAAAUGGACAGGCAAAGCAAAUGAAUUGCAUUGUUCAACACUUGCUAAGGCACUACAUUAAGCCUAAUCAAGUGGACUGGGACGAGAAGCUUGCUCUCAUCACUAGUUUGUACAACAACGCAGCUCAUAGUGCCACGGGACGCUCACAUGCGAGCUGGAAGGAGCAGGCAGCCAUAGUCGAGUUGCGCUGCUGUAUGCUGGAUGGGGCUCAUGGUGGUCCUUGCAUGCAUGUGGCAUCUGUGAGUUGGGAAACGAGGUUGACACCGGGGCACUGCCACGACGCAGUGCCAAGAUCCAAGUUCGCAACCGUUCUGUGGUACCUCCACGGCCGAAGUAUCAGCAACAGCGACAGCAAGCGGACGACUCCAGCGGCAUCAAGUACAGCUACGGCAAAACCAGUUACCACCGGGGUUGUUCCCGCAUGUCCGGUCCAAGGGGCCAGUGAGCCGUUGUCGGCUUACCUUCAGCGGGUACAGGCAUUUACGGAUGUCGUAGCUACUGCAAAGGCACAGCAGGAGGCAGCAGAGGCGGAACGUCAUCGGCUGGCCAAUGAGGUGGCAGCCCAAGCUCAGCGGACUGCUGAGGUUGACAUCAUAGUGCGAGACAAACGGAACGCCAUCAACAUGGAGUCCUUGUCUCAGAAUGAGAGUCGCUGGAUGACACUGCACCAAGGCAUGCUUUUUGUGCCUUCGGAUACGCAGGCGGAUACGCAGGCGGAUCCGACACUGACGGAGGAAGAAAUGAGUAACCUGGCAGACCUGAUGUUGAACGUGAUGCGGGCGGUAAUGUGGACCAAUACGAUGUUAACUGUGCAGAUACACGAGGGCAGACAGCUGCGACAUACUCAGCAGAAAGAUGCUGCAGCCUUAACAGUCGCUGUUCGCGCUGCCGCCACACAUCAGCAACAACAGCAACAGUUGUUGAGCACCACCACCGCACGCGUCAACAGCAUCGAGGCUAAGGCCUCAGCAGCGCCAAGCUGCACGACUGACACGGCGGAACAACUCAACGAGCACAUCGACCAUGUCGUCAGUUCAAUCGGCGAACUAAGUGAUUUCACCAGUCCGGCUACAAUCAGCUGCACGGUGGCCGCCAUAAAGACGGACAUCACCAAGCUGCAGUCGCAACCGGCCGCAGCUGCGAAGGUAUACAAGAUGCCACACUUCAACAUCGGCAAGUUCGAGGACUACAACAAGACCGACGCUUUGACCUGGUGGCAAGCCUUCCUCACGGAAGCGUCCCGCCACAAGGUCCCUGCCGAAGACAUGAUGAAGGCAAUAUACCUCCAACUCAUUGGAGGUGAACAAGCGUGGAUGAACCACCUCGCAGUCAACAAGAAGACCACUAUCGUCGAGCUACACAAACACCUCACGUGGGAGGAGUUUGAACAGUUGUGGUUCACUCCAUUCGUGGUCCGCAACGUUGUGAAGGCGGCCCAUGAACGAGAUCUACACAUGCUCACAAGGAAGCAUGCCAACUCGAGACUGGACAAUCAAGUGGCAAAGAUAUUAGGCGGCGCCACAUACUUCUCGAAGUUGGACUUGAAGUCGAGUUACCACCAGAUCGAAAUCCAGCCUCAAGAUCGGUACAAAACCGCGUUCAAGACGCGAUACGGGCAUUUCCAGUGCGUUGUCAUGCCAUUUGGCCUCACCAAUGCCCCCGCGACUUUCCAAGCAGCAAUGACGACUGAGUUUCGUGACGUGCUCGAUUGCAGCGUCCUCAUCUACCUCAAUGACAUCUUGGUUUAUAGUAGGACGUUGGACGAGCAUAUCGUACACCUUCGCGUUAUUUUGGAACAUUUGCGUCUGGCCAAGUACAAAGCGAACCUCGACAAGUGCGAGUUCGCCAAGCAGGAGCUUGAGUACUUGGGUCACUAUGUCACGCCGAAAGGAAUUUGUCCCUUAGCGGACAAGAUCCAAGCCAUCGUGGAUUGGCCGGAACCCCUUGCACGACGGAUUGGCCGUUUCUCCCAAAAGGUGUCUCUCGUCAACACUCUAGACGACGCUAGGAAGAAAGAGUUACUUGCGUUCGUCACCGUUCUCAAACGGUGGCGCCACUUUCUUCUCGGUCAUCGGCGUUUUAAAUGGAAUACGGACAACAAUCCGUUGACCUUUUACAAAACGCAGGAUACGGUCACUAGCACAAUCGGUCGAUGGAUGUAUUACAUUGACCAAUUCGACUUUGACCCGUGCCACAUUCCCGGUCCCGCUAAUCGAGCUGCGGACGCCCUCUCACGACGGCCCGACUCUUUUGCCAUUGUGACCACGGCAUUCGACCUCGAUGAGGAUCUGCAGCCGCAUUUCGUCAAAGGGUACAAGUCCGAUCCGACUUACUCCACGCUUCACGCAAAGCUUUCAUCGGAUCACCCGCCGGCUAGCCAUUAUCGGAUUUUCGACGGGUUCCUUCUCCUUCACACGAGAGGAAAGGACUUGUUAGUUGUGCUCCAAGACCGCAUCUUACGGACUCGCCUUCUCGGCGAAUUCCAUGACGCACGGCUUUCGACACAUCUCGGCGUGAACCACACAUUAGCACGCCUCCGCCAGCGUUUUCACUGGCCCGACGUCCUUCAUGACGUCACAAGGUACAUUGAGUCAUGUGCAGUUUGCCACCGUAACAAGGGUCGAUCUCGAGUCCCCUUCGGCAAACUGAAACGGUUGCCGAUUCCUCGAGCACCGCACCUCUCCAUUGCUACGGACGUGACAGGCCCGUUUCCCCGCGAUCGCCACGGCCAUGACGGUAUUCUCACGGUCGUUGACCGUUUGAGCAAGUAUGCUCGCUUUCUUCCGUGCAAGUAUCAUGCUGCAGCACCUGAGCUCGCACGACUCUUGCACACCGGUCGGAUUACCAACCAGGGUGUUCCGGAAGACAUAGUGAGCGACCGAGAUACUCGCUUCAUGUCAGCCUUUUGGACUUCCCUUAUGGCUGAGUCCGACAUGACAAUGAAGCCGAGCUCGGCUCGACACCCGCAGACGGAUGGUCAGACGGAGCGAGCACACCAGACCGCUCAGAUAAUGUUGCGUACGCUCAUCCGUCCCGACGAGAAAGAUUGGGUUGACCCCCUUCCCGACAUUGAGUUCGCCUACAACACUUCGGUGCACCCGGCGAUUUGCGUCACACCAUUCGAGCUACAUCAUGGUGGAGAGAAAGCACGGAUCUUCGCUGAUCUCCUUCUGCCACAGGCCGCCGACAUAGACGUCCCUUGCUCUCCCGCUUCCGUUCCGAAGUACUGGGACUUGCUGAUCAAAGCCCGUGCGAAUAUGCAAAAGGCUCAAAUCCGCAUGCAACAGCAAGCUAACCGACGUCGACUUCCAUGUCCUUUCCGCGAGGGCGACCUUGUUUGGGUCCUCUCCGAGGAAUUUGCGCUCGAGCAGGAUGUUUCACGCAAACUCCUUCCGAAAUGGUUCGGACCAUGGGAAGUCACUUCUGCCGUUGGAGACGACCCCACAGGUCCUUCCUUUGUGGUCAACCUUCCUCCGCACCUUACAGUGCACCGGGUCUUCCACACGUUGAAGCUGGCCAUCUACACGCCACCUUCCGCCGACGAGUCUCCCGGCCGUCGAUCACAGGAUCCGCCUUCUAUGGACAGACAUCAGGAAGUGGACCGAGUCAUCACGCAUUGCAAGUAUGGCAAUAAGCCAAUGCAGUUCAAAGUCACAUUCAAGCAAUGUGCGCCUGACGACACUCGGUGGAUCUCUAGUGCAGAUUUGCAGACUUCUGCACCCCUUAUCUUCGCCGACUAUGAGAAGCGACGCCUUGCCAAGGAAGCAGCUCCAGCGAAGAAGAAGGCAGAGGAUGCCGAGCAGGCACGUCUGCUGGCAAUUGAACAACACCGCCAGCAUGACGAGGCAGCAGCAAGGGCUGCCGAUGAAGAAAGACACCAACGUCGUGAGAAAAUAUUUACCGAAGAGCAGGCGUUACUUACGAUGGCAGCGGAAUGGUGGACUGAGGCCGAGAAUAGCAAGUCGGAGGAUAGCGCAAACAAGAUAGCGCUCCUCCUCUCGCAUCUCACAGACCUGGCAACCUGCAUUACACAGCAGGAGGAGAUCCACGCUCUCGACAACUCGCUAGCUCAUGUCCAAGACCGCCUUCAGCGGUUGGAGCAGCGACCAGCCGCCGCCGCCGAUGCAAGCUCUUCCAAUACUUCUGACCGCCUCAACGCAUUGGCGAUGGACGUCAGCUCACUCAAGGAUGGCGUGCAAUUGCAGCAGACCGCGACACAACAGUUGCAACAGCGGAUCUGCACUACCGCCAACAUCUCGAGUUCUGAACCGCGCGAGACAGCUCCAAAGUACGACGGGCAGGAGAUCUUCUGCGACUCAAUGAAGACAGAUCAUACGCAUGUUGAGGACACCUUGACGACGACGGCGGAAUUGUUUGACGAGGCUGCGCAGAUCAUCAUUACGAACAAGGAGGCCAAGAACCUCCGUUCAUCUGCGUCAGGCCCAAGCAGGGACCAGCAUCGGCCAAGAGUGGUCAUGGUCGCAGCGGCAACACCGUUGGACCAAACCAGUGAGGUUGUGUCUGCCAGUGAAGGGGACAGACUCGCAGCCGCCCGGGAAGGUGGCCGCCCCGACAGAGGCCAAGGACGCGGCAAGACGAAGACACACACCGCAUCAAGCCCCGGGCCCGGUGCAGCAGCUCGGACAGGCCCAUGGUCCCAGUAUGGCAUCUCCGAGCAAGCAUUCAAAGCGCGAGAGAGAUUCCACUAUUGCUUUUGGUGCAACAGCGACCUUCAUCAGACGCAGGUUGGGCAAGCGUCCUGCAAUGCUUUGCUGGAUAGUGGCGCGUGUCGCAAUUUCAUGAGCCAGUCCUUUAUGCAAAAGGCUGGCCUUGGCGCACAAGUUCGGAGGAAGGCAAACCCCAUGGCGAUCAAGUUGGCGGAUGGAAAGACGCAACAACUUCUCGACAAUUACAUAGAGGCCGUACCGGUCUACUUCGCACCUCAUGCAUGCGAACCGGUGACAUUCGAUAUUCUCGACGCGGACUUCAACAUCAUUCUGGAAAUGCCGUGGCUUGCAAGUGCGGAUCACACGAUCAACUUCCACCGGCGGACUCUUAGCUUCGCCAACAUCUUCGAGUCACCUACCGGUGUGGUGCCGGAUCGGCCGAUCUCUCACGAGAUCAUUCUUGAGGCCGGUGCCGUGCCGCCGAAAGGUUGCAUCUAUCGGACGAGCGAGGAGGAACUCGAGAUCCUCCGCUCACAACUUGACGAUUUGUUGGCCAAGGGAUGGAUCCGCCCUAGCAGCUCCCCAUAUGGACGCAAGAAGGAGCUCCUCGCCUUCGUCCACGAGCUCAAGCGGUGGCGGCACUUCCUCCUUGGUCGAAGCCAAUUUCGCUGGGUAACGGACUAUAAAACCCAAGACACCGUCAAAAGCACCAUCGCUCGAUGGAUGGCUUUCAUCGACCAGUUCGACUUCAUUCUCGAUCACAUUCCCGGGAAGUCGAACCGUUUUGCGGAUGCUCUUUCACGGCGUCCGGAUCAUUGUACCGCGGUCUACUCAACCUUCGAGAUCGACGAUGACCUGCGGAACAGCUUCAUCCGCGGCUACCAAGCCGACCCCGAAUUUCACGACAAGUACGCAAAUUGCUCCUCUCCUAAUCCGGCUCCUUCUCACUACCAGAUCCAAGAGGGGUACUUGCUUGUCCACACGCGGGGAAAGGACCUUCUUUGCGUAUCGAGUGAUCCUCACUUGCGUACACAGCUUCUUGGCGAGUUCCACGAUGCUCCCGCCACCGGACACUUUGGAGUCAAUCGCACGAUUGGCCGACUUCGCCAGCAAUUUUGGUGGCCCGGCCUUCUAGGCGACACCACGCGUUUUUGCGAGUCAUCCGAGGUGUGCCGACGCUGCAAAUCUCGCAACCAUCGUCCGUACGGGGAGUUACGACCAUUACCGGUCCCAUUGAGGCGAAGGGAAGCGAUUGCCAUGGACAUUACCGGCCCAUUCCCCAAGCACAAGACCAGAGUGGAUGGGAUUCUUACGGUGGUCGACCGACUCACCAAGUUCGCCAUGUUUUUGCCUUGUCGCUAUCAUGCCAAGGCACCGGAGUUGGCCGAGGUUCUUUACGCCGGUUGGAUUCGAACCAAGGGUUACCCCAAGGAGAUCGUCUGCGACCGCGACACUCGGUUCAUGUCCGAUUUUUGGUUGGCGCUCAUCAAGCGAUGGGGCUCAUCUCUCAAGCCCAGUUCAGCUCGCCACCCUCAGACCCAUGGCCAGACGGAGAGGGGGCAUCAAACCGCACAGGUUCUUCUCACUCUCAUCAGCCCCGACCAGAAAGACUGGGUUGAGCGACUGCCGGACGUCGAGUUGGCCUACAACUCUUCCAUCCACCCGGCUAUUGGGAUAUCACCCUUCGAAUUCGAGCACGGCUCGCUGGUCACGUCACCGCUGGACACUAUUACUCCAGGCACGGUCGAGAGCGACGACCAUCUUCUUUUCUUGCGUCGGAUGCAAGAGCUGCUUAUAGAGAUGAUUGGCGGAGGCCAAGGAGACUUGUGGCGCCAUAGCUCCAACUUCGUCUUCGAUGUACCUGCAACAAGGCGCCACCUUCACAGUGUCACGUCAGCAGCAGUGCCACGUCAGCAGCUGUGCCACAUCAUCAGUGCUACGACAACAGCAGUGCUCCGUCAGCAGUGGCCUGCCAGCAGCAGUGCUACGACAACAGCAGUCCCUGUCAGCAGCAGUGUCACGUCAGCAGCAGUGCCACGUCAGCAGCAGUGCCACAUCAGCGGCAGUGCCUCGUCCGCAUCAGUGCCACAUCCGCAGGGCCACACCACCGUGACGAAUUCAUCAUUGGGCAUGACAGGCCAACUGGCCGGCGAGUCCAUUGACGAGUACCAUCAGCCGUUUCUAGCUCAGCUUGCACUGAUCGAGGCUGAGGUACAGCGCCAGGUGGCAGCCGAGGCAGCCCGCCUACAGGCUGAAGCAGAGGCAGCAGCUGAAAAGCAGCGGCUUCAGGCCGAAGCAGAUGCAGAUACCCAGGCGCGCCGCAAGGAGGCCCAGGAUCUGCUACAGCGGCACGAACCAGCUGAGGACAACGACGACACGACACCGGAAGAGCAGCACAAGGAGUUCCUCUCAAAACUCAUGACCCUGUUGGUUUACACUUGUAACCACCUGCAGUCCGAGUUAGGGAAACAACACUAGGAACUGGAGAAACAACACCAAGAACUGGUGAAACAGCACCAGGAAAUGGCAAAACAGCACCAGGAACUGGCCAAUCCCCGAUGGGCAGUGUUGAGGGUGCUACACGGGCACUUGAUUCCCAUGUACUGGAGAAAGCAGCACCAAGACCAAAUGUUGGGGAACCCAACAAUGCAGCCUCAACCCGCCAGUUAGAGCAACGAGUUGACCAUGUAGUCGCAAUGCUCGGCGACAUCAGCACCUUCGCCGCACCAGCCACCAUCAGUGAGCAACUUGGCACCUUGCAGACCGAACUCAGGCAGCUACACCAGCCACUCGAUAACGGUCGUAGCACCAGUGCUUCGAAGCACUACAAGAUGCCAACAUUCCGGAUCGAGAAAUUUGACGA